Messenger RNA from Cyclospora cayetanensis, 816 nucleotides. Its product is annotated as calcium-binding mitochondrial carrier protein SCaMC-1. Bases 1 to 816 code for a protein of 271 amino acids. The transcript is spliced from 2 exons. Gene Ontology annotation, biological process: transmembrane transport. Lineage: Eukaryota; Apicomplexa; Conoidasida; Eucoccidiorida; Eimeriidae. The record is from RefSeq and is a predicted model, not a curated record.
AUGCUGCCUGCAGGAGCGACCAGGCAGCUGCCAGGUCCAUAUGAGUUGCUGAUAAGUGCAGCCGUAAGUGGCAUCGUAACUAAGACCACAUGCGCCCCGAUGGACCGCCUACGGUUGCUCUACCAGAUCCAGGGGAUGCUGCUCCAGCAGCAGCACUGCGUGUCAGAAAAUCCCGAGGGGCUGGCUAAAGCCCGCAAGCCUCGUGUCUUUCCCCUAGGAUGUAAGUAUGGAGGCGUCGUGGAGUCUUUAAGGCUAGUUGUAAGGGAGGAGGGCCUAAGGGCCCUCUGGAAGGGGAACGGCGUCAAUGCGUUGCGGGCUGCCGCCUGCUACGCCAUCAAGUUCCCAGCUAAUGAUCUGGCCAAAAGAGCCCUUGGCUCCGACGAUAAUAACAAAAACAGCAGUUUAGGCUCUCUCCUGCUUGCUGGAGCGAUCGCCGGGUCCCUCCAGAAGACCUUUUCUUAUCCACUGGACGUCUUGUCUGUUCGGAUCGCUGUUGGCAUCAAUGCUGGCGCUUUGGGCCGUGCAGCAGCCUGCAGUACCAGCAAUUCCAGCAAUCAGGAGUAUGCGGGAGUCUUAGACUGUGUGCGAAGAGUGUGGAGGCAUGAGGGGCCCGGGGGAUUUUUUAAAGGCUACUCGCUCGCCUUAGGCACCGGUGUGCCUUACGUGAUGUUACAAAUGACUUUUUUUGAUUUGGCAAAGAGGAAAGUGGGAGAUGCAGCAGAGAGGCGACGACAAGGCAGCUCCUGGCCGCAAGUUCUGUUCAUUGCAGCAGCCUCAGGUAAACGCACUUCAGCUGCCGCUUCAGCAGCUGAAUGA